This is a messenger RNA of Arachis duranensis, 2403 nucleotides long. Its product is annotated as hexosyltransferase GAUT11. Gene Ontology annotation, molecular function: polygalacturonate 4-alpha-galacturonosyltransferase activity. NCBI's taxonomy places the organism in Eukaryota, Viridiplantae, Streptophyta, Magnoliopsida, Fabales, Fabaceae. The coding region runs from base 352 to 1959 and encodes 535 amino acids. The transcript has 2 exons. The record is from RefSeq and is a predicted model, not a curated record.
UUAUUUGUCGGUCUUUAACUCUUAUUCUCCGACUCCAUCUUACUGUCACUAAAAUCCUCAUCAUAGAAGAACAGAUCAACAUUUUCCAAUCAGCUUUUUCAAAAUCUCAGAUUGCAACAAUCCUCACUCACUCCGAAUGCAGCAACUGCAUGUUACGUAGAUUCUUUUUGUCUUCACUUCACAAGCACUCAACAAAGGGGGCCCCUUUAAUUAUUGGCACCAUCAAUCAUAAGCUCCCUUGCUAUUAGUGCCUCAAAAGGAUCGAUUUUUAUGGAUUCUCGAUCGAAUCGAACACAUGGGUCGCUCUGAAUCCUCGAUUCGGCUCUGAAUUGUGGACGCAACCGCCGAAAGAUGCGGCGACGGGCCGCCGAUUUUCGGCGCCCGGUUCGACGGAGGUUCUCUUAUUGGAUCUGGGUUCUCCUUGGUUUGUCCUCUGUUGUAGGGUUAGUCUUGUUCGUUGUGCAUCAUAAUCAGAAUGAAGAUCGGGACGAGUACCCCUUGCUGGAGAGAAAUGCUAGACUUGAACAUUUUGCUAAGGAGAGUUUGAAUUUUACUGAAGAAAUUUUAAGUGUAAAAUCAUUUUCACGACAGUUAACCCAACAAAUGAUUCUUGCCAAGGCUUAUGUAGUUAUUGCCAAAGAGCACAACAAUCUUCACCUUGCUUGGCAGCUUAGCGCAAAGAUCAGAGGCUGCCAGCUUUUGCUUUCGAAAGCUGCGAUGACAGGGGAGCCUGUAACACUGGAGGAAGCAGAGCCAAUUAUUAAAAGCCUUUCUUCUCUAAUUUUUAAGGCACAAGACAUUCAUUAUGACAUUGCAACCACAAUAGUGACUAUGAAAUCGCAUAUUCAAGCUCUUGAAGAGCGUGCCAAUGCAGCCACGGUUCAAAGUACCGUGUUUGGUCAAAUAGCAGCCGAGGGGUUACCGAGGAGUCUUCAUUGCUUAAAUGUGAAACUCAUGUCUGAUUGGCUAAAGAAGCCAUCUCUGAAAGCACUCUCAGAUGAAAAGAAAAACUCGCAGCGGCUUGUGGACAACAAUCUUUAUCAUUUCUGCAUAUUUUCAGAUAAUGUACUGGCAACCUCAGUAGUUGUUAAUUCAACUGUCUCCAAUGCUGACCAUCCAAAGCAGUUAGUCUUUCACAUAGUCACUGAUGGAGUCAAUUAUGGAGCAAUGCAAACAUGGUUCCUCAGUAAUGACUUUAAAGGGGCCACCAUAGAGGUACAGAAUAUUGAGGAGUUUCAGUGGUUGAAUGCAAGUUAUUCUCCUAUUGUCAAGCAGCUCCUGAAUCCAGACUCAAAAACCUUUUAUUUUGGGCUAUAUCAGGAUGCAAAUGUCGAACCGAAAAUGCGGAAUCCCAAAUUUUUGUCUUUAUUGAAUCAUCUUCGGUUUUACAUCCCCGAGAUUUAUCCGCAACUUGAGAAGGUUGUUUUCUUGGAUGAUGAUGUUGUUGUACAGAAGGACCUGACUCAGCUUUUCUCACUGGAUCUGCAUGGCAAUGUAAAUGGUGCAGUGGAAACUUGCCUUGAAGCAUUUCAUCGGUACUACAAAUAUCUCAACUUCUCAAACUCAAUUAUAAGCUCAAAGUUUGACCCUCAGGCAUGUGCAUGGGCAUUCGGUAUGAACAUUUUUGACUUGGUUGCAUGGAGGAAGGCGAAUGCGACCGCCAAAUAUCAUUACUGGCAAGAGCAGAACGCUGAUGGGACACUCUGGAAGCUUGGGACUCUUCCUCCUGGUCUUCUAUGUUUUUAUGGUCUGACAGAGCCACUUGACAGAAGAUGGCAUGUUUUAGGAUUGGGUUAUGACCUUAAUAUUGAUAACCGCCUGAUUGAAAGUGCGGCGGUCAUUCACUUCAACGGGAACAUGAAGCCAUGGCUGAAGUUUGCUAUAGGCAGGUAUAAGCCACUAUGGGACAAGUACAUAAAUCAAAGUCACCCUUAUCUGCAAGACUGUGCCACAAGUUGAAAUGCACUACUUCUCUAUGCUUAUGGAAUUCUGCAACCCCAGAUAUUUUGAACUCAUUGAUCUGUGGUUUCCUUACUGUAGAGCCAGAAGUAGGAAAUUUUGACUUUGCUAGGAUUUUUUCUUAUUAUUUUUUAUUUUUCUUUACCUUCAUCCCCCUGCUAUCAGUCUUGACAUUGAAAGAGAACAAAAAUGAUUUCUUAUACACUAGAAAGUUCAUAUGUCAUAGGGGAAGAGAUGUGGGAGAAUACAUUUUUUUGGUUAGUGGGGGCUUUCUUUUCCCCUUCUGCAAGUAGUAGAAUGAUUGGUUCGUUAGUAAUUCUUGUAAUAAUUUAUUUUAUCACCUCUUUCAAAUGACAAAUAGUGAUGUAAUUGAAUUGAAACAAUUUUUUUACUCAUCUCCUCAUGCUUUAUGAGAUCCUUACAGUAACUUGAUGAAUCCUGCAA